AUGGCCGUGGAGAAGCGCCUGGCAUUCUCUAUUGUGCAGUUCCUACGAGAUCAAACACAUUGUGGCGCUUUGAAUUCAGAUGAGCAGGAGAGCCUCGAAGUUGCAAUACAGUGUUUGGAGACCACCUUUAAGAUCAGCUCCAGUGACUGCCAUCUUGCUGUGCCACAGCCUCUGACAGAGAUAUUCCUUAAUAACCUGCUCAAGAAUGACAUCAUUACCAAACCAGAGACUUCCCCAUCUCCAGAAGACAUUGAACGAGCAGAGCAACUUAAGAAUGAAGGGAACAAUCACAUGAAGGAGGAGAACUACAGAUGUGCAGUGGAGUGCUACACAAAAGCCAUUGAUCUGGACCUAAGAAACGCUGUGUACUACUGCAAUAGGGCCGCAGCUCACAGUAAACUGGGAAAUUACACAGAGGCAACUGGUGACUGCGAGAGAGCCAUUGGGAUUGAUCCUACCUACAGUAAAGCGUACGGGAGGAUGGGAUUGGCUUUGACAGCAAUGAACAAGUAUCCAGAGGCAAUUACCUACUUCAAGAAAGCUUUGGUAUUAGACCCCGAGAAUGACACCUACAAAUCCAACCUGAAGAUUGCAGAGCAGAAGCAGAAAGAAGCAACCAGCCCAAUAGCUGCUGGAUUGGGUUUUGACAUGGCCAGUUUAAUCAACAACCCUGCCUUCAUCAGCAUGGCUGCAAGUGUGAUGCAGAACCAACAAGUACAACAGCUUAUGUCAGGAAUGAUGUCUAAUGCGGUCGGUGGUCCUGCGGCGGGUGUGGGUGGACUGUCAGACAUUUCCAGCUUGAUUGAAGCAGGACAGCAGUUCGCCCAGCAGAUCCAGCAGCAGAACCCAGAGCUGAUCGAGCAGUUAAGGAACCACAUCCGGAGCCGCUCCUUCAGCGGCAGCGCUGAGGAGCACUCAUGAUCCACUCAGCCUCACGGUUUUUUCCAAGGAAGGGCAACCAUAUGGCGCGAUAACAAUCUCUACACCCAUUUCUUAAUGUCAAAGCCCCGGCAAAGCUGGAAUGAAAAGACAAGGAUGGGACUGAAGGCACUUUACUGUGACUAACGGCUCUGGAGUGGAGAGACGGAGGAGGCCUGGAGACUGGACCAUGAAAUGAAGUACCCCACAUAUUUAGGGCAAAAAUAUUGUAAAACACCUUAUCAUUAAAAAAAAGAGAAAAAAAGAGCCAAGAACACAUUCAGCCUACUGACACAUGAGUAAAUUCCCUCUUCUGAGCUUUUCCAUUCUGCAGAGAUCGUGUUUUAUAUGUGUGGGAAAAAAAGAAAACUGCCGUCUUUCAUGUUAUGAGUUAGGAAUCCUUCAGCCUAGUCAUGAUAGAUAGAGGGUUAGGGAGGAAUGUACUUUUACAGCAUUUGCAGGGAACAUUUCAGCUUUUUCUCAUACACACACAUAGGACAUCAGGUUUACCUUGUUUAUACUGCAUCCAGUUUAAUAUUAUUUUUGUAGACGAA
Molecule: messenger RNA, 1472 nt
Organism: Scomber scombrus (Atlantic mackerel)
Lineage: Eukaryota; Metazoa; Chordata; Actinopteri; Scombriformes; Scombridae
Gene: sgtb
Product: small glutamine rich tetratricopeptide repeat co-chaperone beta
Exons: 11
Coding region: 1-921 (306 amino acids)
Biological process (GO): post-translational protein targeting to endoplasmic reticulum membrane
Cellular component (GO): TRC complex; membrane
Molecular function (GO): protein binding; molecular adaptor activity
Source: RefSeq, a predicted model, not a curated record